UGACGUUUAUCGCCCUCAAAGCAAUGUUUUUUACAAAACGUGACAAACGAAGUAUUUUGAAAACAAGAGCUUUGAUCCAGAAAAAAAAGUGAAGAUGUUGCGUGCAAUUUUACCAAUUGCAAGAAAUUCAUCAUGUUUCUUUGUGCGCACGUAUCGAACCAAUAAUAAGCGACCAAAGGAUCAGGCUGGUGUGCGAAUACAACGUAAAAUAUUCAAGAAUACUGAGGUAGAAAUGGAUCCAGAAGUUGACCCAGAUCUUACAUACGAAGCUGAUUUUACUCAACUCAAUCGAACGCACAAAGAACAUGAAGCGGAAAUGGAAGUUCAAAAGGAACAGACCAAAUAUUACACCAUCAAAAGUAAAUAUUUCAAAUCAGAAAAGCAACCGAAUUUUUUAACGUGGGCAGAAAAAGAGCAAAUACGACAGUUGAAUCAAACCGCACCAGAAGAAUGGACACCGGAACGACUAUCGGAAAGUUUUCCAGCAGUGGAAGAUGUUAUCAUCAAAGUACUGAAAGCGAAAUGGAAACCACUCAACUUGAAACGUAUUCAAAUGCACGACGAAAGCGUUAAACGAAAUUGGGAAUUAUUAAAAACAAAUCAAAUGAAAGAUCUGGAUCCGGAUAUAAAAAAUCAUUUGAAAAAGUUUAGUAAUCGUAAUUUUGAUAGUAUACAGAAUGCGCAAACCCAGAAGUAUAUCGAAUUUGAAUUUCCAAAGCCAAAAACCACGGAAUAUUUGCAAAUCAUUUCAACGUGUCAAAGACGCCAAACAAAGGAUGGAAAUGAUGCUGUUACUGGUGGUGAUAAAACAAAUCCAAAACUUGAGCAGAAUCAAACACAUGCAACACGGGAUUUGUCAUUGGUUUCCAAACCUCAGUUGAAAAUACCAAAAAAUAUACGAAAAGAAGACAUGACCUACGAUAAGUUGAUGGAAUCGACUAAUGUACAUUUAAAUAAGCCACAACAUGAAGAGCUCGAUGAAGACCCAUAUUUGAGUGUAUCUCUACUGAAAGAUCCAAAUAUUGACCCACAUAAUGAUGUACCAUCAAUAAAGGAGGACCCCAAACAUACUUACUCGGAUGAGUUUAAUCAUGAAUCAAAGGAUGACAACGUUGUCGACUUAACACUAAAUGAUAUGAGCUCAAGCAAAAAAAUAGUCAAGUAUGAAACGAAAACGAAAUCACUCGCAAGUAUCGGUAGGGGAAUAAAAAUUGAACCUUUACAACACACCAUUCAUAUUCCUCAAAAUUUGCGGAAACGAGGCUCCAUUUACAAACUACACGAUUGCUUCUACGAUGAUCGUGGUGCAUUUAUGUACAGAGUGCCCGGUUUGAAAUAAUCGCAUUGAACUUACCGUGACAUAAUAUGGAUAAUAUUCAGUUUAAAUGUAAUUUAGGAAUAUCGAACUACAAAAAAUCUGGAAAAUAAAACAACCACCGCAAAAACAUUAAA
This is a messenger RNA of Contarinia nasturtii (swede midge), 1452 nucleotides long. RefSeq names its product putative neugrin-like protein DDB_G0288135. Lineage: Eukaryota; Metazoa; Arthropoda; Insecta; Diptera; Cecidomyiidae. The coding region runs from base 95 to 1339 and encodes 414 amino acids. The record is from RefSeq and is a predicted model, not a curated record. Gene Ontology annotation, cellular component: nucleus. The transcript has 2 exons.